GUACUCCAACCCCAGAUACUAGCUGUUGCACCGCGUCGACGAAAUAAAAGAUGCUCGUCCAAAAUGCCGAAGCUGAAGCAAGGAAAAAAGCUAUGCAAUCUUCUUCUUCCCACUACUCUCUCUUCACCUUCCUCCCUAAGGACACUCGUCACCUCUAUUGCCUUCUGAUCACAGCCGUCGCUUGCUUCCUCCUCUUCCUCCUAUCCUUCUCUCCCUCCUCCCCUUCCCCUCUCCGAUCAUCCUCCUCCUCAGCCGCCGACGGCCUCGGAUCAUCCCCUCUACCUGCCCCUCCAUCCUUCGCCUAUUUGUUGUCUGGUUCUACAAACGACGCUGAUCGCCUCAUUCGUCUAGUCCUAGCUAGCUACCACCCCAAAAACCUUUACCUUCUCCACCUUGACCUCGCCGCACCACAGGAACAGCGCGAUCGUCUUGCCCGGGAUAUCCACGCUGUCCCCGCCUUCAGAUCCUCCCGCAAUGUCCAUGUUCUUGGACGUGCGGACUUCGCUAACCCCCGCGGAUCCUCUGCUCUUGCUUCCACGAUUCACGGCGCUGCGGUGUUGUUGCGUCUUUCUGGCAGAUGGGAUUGGUUUGUCAACCUCGGAGCUGAUGAUUACCCACUCGUUACUCAGGACGAUCUUCUUCACGUGUUCUCUUUCCUUCCGAAGGAUCUCAAUUUUGUGCAACAUAGCAGCUAUGUUGGUUGGAGAGAGUCUCGUAUGUUAAAACAUGUAAUUGUUGAUCCUGGUCUUUAUCUAUCUUCCAAGGCUGAUGUAUUUUAUGCCACACAAAAGCGUGAUGUGCCAAAUGCCUACAGGAUAUUCACAGGUUCUUCUUCUGUGAUUCUUAGUCGAAAAUUUGUAGAGCACAUCAUAUUGGGUACCGACAACUUACCCAGAGCCCUUCUUAUGUACUAUACGAACUCACCAUCAUCUCACAAGAACUACCUCCAGACCGUUCUCUGCAACUCACCAGAAUUCAGUAGAACCAUUGUCAAUGAUCAUCUCCACUAUUUAAGAUCAGGCCCACCUUCAAAACAAGAUUUAAAUCUUCUAUUAUUGGAAGAUUUGAAUAACAUGACACUUAGUGGUGCUGCCUUUGGUUCAAAUUUUUAUAGAGAUGAUCCAGUCCUCGACCAAAUCGAUAAGAAGGUUCUAAAUCGUGGUCCCAGGAUGACUGUUCCAGGAGGCUGGUGUUUAGAUAGAGGUAAUAGUGAUCCAUGUAGAGUUUGGGGAAACCCUGAUGCUCUAAUUCCUGGUCCUGGAGCCACAAGGCUUGCAAGGAACGUUGUAAAACUGCUUACUAAUGAGAGCUUCCAAUCUCGUCGAUGUGCAUGGGAUUAAUACAAGGUACAAGGUACUUAUUCGUAACCAGUAAAAAUUUUGGUAUGCUUUUUCUUGUUUUAUUACAUCUGUUGAUCAGUUCAUAUCAUAUUUAUAACUUUAGCAAUCUGCAAUUUAUUGCUGCUGUGGUCAUCA
This is a messenger RNA of Phalaenopsis equestris, 1475 nucleotides long. RefSeq names its product beta-glucuronosyltransferase GlcAT14A-like. The transcript is spliced from 4 exons. Gene Ontology annotation, cellular component: membrane. Gene Ontology annotation, molecular function: glucuronosyltransferase activity. Lineage: Eukaryota; Viridiplantae; Streptophyta; Magnoliopsida; Asparagales; Orchidaceae. Bases 51 to 1340 code for a protein of 429 amino acids. The record is from RefSeq and is a predicted model, not a curated record.